This is a messenger RNA of Trichosporon asahii var. asahii CBS 2479, 531 nucleotides long. RefSeq lists its product as uncharacterized. Bases 1 to 531 code for a protein of 176 amino acids. Lineage: Eukaryota; Fungi; Basidiomycota; Tremellomycetes; Trichosporonales; Trichosporonaceae. The transcript has 4 exons. The record is from RefSeq and is a predicted model, not a curated record.
AUGUCGCGCGACAAGGAGGAAGACAUCAUCGACGUUGACGGUAGCGAGGGGGAGGAGGAGUACGAGGUCGAGAGCAUUACCGGAUUCAAGUGGGAGGUGAGUUUUGGUGCCCAGGAGCGUCCAUGCAGCGAGGGAAGGAGUACUGGCUACGGAAGUGAACACAACACGUGGGAGCCCAAGGAGAAUGUCGAGCAUGCUCAGGAGCUGAUCGACGCGUACUUCGCCGAGCACCCCGAGUCCAAGGCGAAGCGGGACGACCCGCCCGUGAAGAAGCGCGGACGCCCCUCGAAGGCGUCCUCUGCGGCAGCACCGACGCCAAAGAAGCCGCGCGCGUCCCGCGCCUCCCAGGCUGCCGUGCGACAGGACUCUCCCCCCGAGAGCGAAGACGAGACCAACAUCGAGUACGAGCAAACGUACACCGAUGGCAUCGGCCGGUACGACGAUGUCAAGGACUGGGAGAAGGUCGUCGAGAGCAUCGAUACGGUCGAGCGCAACUCGGAGAACUCGCUCAUCGUCUACCUUACCAUGUGA